CCGUUGAUAGGGUGAUACGGAGUAGCAGUAAAGAAGUAAGGCUUGAAUCUGCCAUUCCUCUCUCCCGACAGUUGCGUGCCGAGGAGGGCGACGGCUUCGUCGGGCCGGAAAAAGUACAGCUUCCCAUCGCCCUCGCACUGGGAAUUCUCCUCGGGCGGCCACUUGAUUAACCGCAGCGAUCUACUUUCUGAACUCCUCAAGCGAGACGGCCUUCUGCCUUCACCAUGUACGGAAUGCACAGAUGGACCGUGCGUAUUGGAUCUGGCAGAAGCUGGGCGUUUCUAACCCUCGGGGUCUUCCGCCCUCGUUCGUUCUCUCCAAUCUCCAACCCUUCACGCCAUCCGGUGUGAAGCAGACCACGCUAUCCCCAACGACCCCUUACCCGUUGCCCAACAUUUCCGCCAACGCUUCCUUCCCGCCGCCGCCGACAGCGCCCUUCCCGAAACCGAAGUUCCCCCUGCGUACAGCGAGCAAAGAGCGGCCUUCCCUUCAGCUAGUCACCGACUUCGAGUCGAGCCAAGCCCUGAAGAUGCGGUUCCAGGCACCGCAGCUCGGCGCCAUGGGCGUGACCUUCAGUAUCAUGCGGGCAUGCCAAUUCGCGUCGCUGAUUGCUGUCAUUGGGCUCUGCGCCAACUUCAUCAACGAGGUCGCUGCUGCUGAGCACAACCCUCCCUCGGAGCUCAUUGGCACUCUCACAGUGGCGGUGACAGCGGUGGUCUAUGUCGUGAUCACCUACAUUCUCUACUAUGACAGCAUGCUCCCGCUGCUCCUGACUGGCAUCCUCGACGGCUUGCUUCUCAUCGCCUCCAUCGUCGUGGCCUCGCUCGUUGGCAAGCCCCUGUCGAUGCUCAACUGCAAGGUACUCCCAGUCUCGUCCAACUUCACGUCCACUGCGUUCUUUGCGUCCGUCGGCUACCCAGUCCGAACGAGCAUCAUCACCAGGACGCUGUCUUACCUCACCUUCGUCACGCUGGACCAGCCAACCUGCUACGAGAUCAAAGCCGUCUGGGGCCUGUCAAUCGCGCUGUGCGUGCUCUUCGCCUUCUCCGGCCUCGUCUGCGUUGGCCUGUGGCACCGCAUCCGCCGCGGGGCUGUCCCGAAGGAUAUCGAGGCCCCUCCAUAUUUCCCGCCUCCCCCGCAGGCGCCCAUCCGAGACCGCGCCCGGGGCGCCCCGCGCGCCGCCGUCGCCGCCGCCCGUGUUGGCCUCCCUCCCAACCCUCGCCUCACCCCGCCCCGACUCAGUUCCGACUCGGACGCGUCUUCUUCCACCUACAGCGAUCCACAGCUCGACACCGGAAGCCCCCCGCAGCUGCGCGGCCUUCGUCCCCCGCCUCCACGGCGCACAAGUGCUCGUGCUGCCCGGAUGCCACCCAUCCCGGCCUCGCCAACCGACGACAAUACAAAUGACGAAAACAAGCGAGAAGAAGACGGCAUCUCGCCUCUACUCUCCCGUGCGCCUCCGCUUCCCCUACCCUCGUCGGCCCCCCGCAACACCUCCUCUCCCCCUCCGGUGCUGAGGCCAGGAUCUCCACCGUCCCGCAACUCAGCGAUCGAGGACGCCAUACCGGACGAACACAAACGAAUCCCCAUCCAACUCCCCCGCUCACCCCUCUCUCCCCUCCGCGUCGGGUUCGAGGGACUGGGGAUCAUGUCGCGCAGCCUGACCAAAUCCUUCCGAUCCACCACCACCACCAACAACAACAACAAUAAGAAAAAGCCGGUUCCCCCGCCCAUCGUAGUUAUCCACCCGCCGGCGGCCGAAAAGAACACUGGUUUCAAGGAGGUGCUCAGUCCCGCGGUGCAGUCCGUGACAGCGACCAUCGUCGACAACAACAACAACAACAAUAGUGCCCCCCCGAGCCCGAGCCCUGUCACGCCGUCGGGAAAGAAACGGAGGACUGUGUGGGGUUUCAUUGAGGGGUGGUGGGACCUCGGGUUGCUCGAGCGGAUGGGGACUGUGAGGAGGAAGCAGAGGGUAAAGUAAAUUAAUGGAUUAAUACCAGGGACAGGGAACAGAGAGUUGGGAAUGCAGAUUGGAUCUAGUAGGGCAGACACUACUUACAAGGGGCUUUUGGAAAAGCAAAAGGAAAAGCUCUUGGCUUCAGCGUAAGCCGGUAAUACCUAUUGGGUUCGGUCGGUUGUUGGAUGGAGUUCGUCUCAUUUUGGGAACAAGAUUGUGUUGCCGGGAGGAACAAAACCUGGAUUGUUUGGCUAUUGCUUGUUAGCUUGUUCUGGUGAUAAGUACUGUAAUAAUGGGUAACUCAACUUAGAAGUGGCCAGCAUCUCACAGUA
This is a messenger RNA of Chaetomium strumarium, 2292 nucleotides long. RefSeq lists its product as uncharacterized. The record is from RefSeq and is a predicted model, not a curated record. NCBI's taxonomy places the organism in Eukaryota, Fungi, Ascomycota, Sordariomycetes, Sordariales, Chaetomiaceae. Bases 242 to 1984 code for a protein of 580 amino acids. The transcript is spliced from 5 exons.